CGGCGGGCGCGGGCCGGGCCCAGAGGCGGGAGGCGCCGGUGGGUCGCGGAGGGGGGGCGCCGCCGCCUCACGGCCCUCUCCUCCCUCCCUCCCUCCCUCCUUCCCUCCCUCCCUCCUUCCCUCCCUCCCUCCCGCCCCGCAGGCCGGAGCGUGGUCCCCCCGCGAGGAUGCAGGCGGCCCGCGGCGCCGAGCCGGGCGCCGACGACAAGGAGAACCGGCCCGCCGAGCCGCGCGGGGCCGUGCCGGGCACCCCGCUGAAGCAAGCGGCCGCCUCGCCGUCCGUGCUGGCGGAGAUGCAGCCCGGCUGUCAGCCCCUGGCCACACCCCCGAAGCCCAAGGAAAGCCUGCCCGCGGACCCCUGGACGCCGACCUCCAACCUUAAGAUGCUGAUCAGCGCCGCCAGCCCCGAGAUCCGCAGCAGGGAGCAGAGGAAGGAGCUGUCAAACGCCACGGGUGAGGUCCUGCAGCCCAAACACUGCUCGCAGGAGCACUUAUCGGGAGAUGAAUAUGAAAAAUCGCAACCAAGUCGCAAGGAGAAAAGCCUAGGAUUACUGUGUCAUAAAUUCUUAGCUCGAUAUCCUGAUUACCCCAGCACUGCAGAGAAUACUUAUAUUUGCCUUGACGAAGUAGCUGAAGAGCUUAAUGUUGAACGUAGACGAAUAUAUGAUAUCGUGAACGUGCUAGAGAGCCUACACAUGGUGAGACGCCUUGCCAAAAACAGAUAUGCUUGGCAUGGGCGACAUAAUCUCACCAAAACCUUGCAGACCUUGAAAAAAGUUGGAGAAGAGAACAAAUACACACAACAAAUUCAGAUGAUCAAGAAAAGAGAGUAUGAGCAUGAAUUUGAUUUAGAUGGUGAAAGAAAUGAAGAAAUGGCGAGGUCUUCUGUCUCAAAUGAGCAUUCAGAAAUGUGUUUUGUCGAGCUCCCAGGAAUGGAAUUUCGUGCCGCAUCAGUAAAUAGCAGGAAAGACAAGUCUUUACGAGUGAUGAGUCAGAAAUUUGUGAUGCUGUUUCUUGUAUCAACUCCUCAAAUAGUAAGCCUUGAAGUUGCUGCUAAAAUCUUGAUUGGAGAAGAUCAGUUAGAAGACUUAGAUAAAAGCAAGUUUAAAACCAAAAUUAGAAGACUUUAUGACAUAGCAAAUGUUCUCAGUAGCCUUGAGCUUAUCAAGAAAGUUCACGUUACAGAGGAGAGAGGUAGAAAACCAGCAUUCAAAUGGACGGGACCCGAGGUCUUGCCAAGUAUUCAGGACACAAAACUUGAAGCAACUUCUGCGACCUACAUUCCACAUACUUCAGAAUGCAUCACUUCCAGAGAACAGUGUUCAAAAAAUCUUUUUCCUUCAAGCGUCAAGCAGAACUUCACUCGGCAUCCAUCCCUAAUAAAGUUAGUUAAAAAUAUAGAAAAUGAUAGAAGGAAGAUCCAAUCUGCUCCAGCCAGUCCAGUUAAAAUAAGCACAACAGGUACUGAUCAAAACCUAUCAGCUUACACAUGUAAAAUGUCUCAGCUUGCAGCGAUCGCUCAACAUCAGCUGGAAGGACCAUCAAAGAAAGCAAAAGAGAUGAAAAUGAAAUUGCCAAGAUCUACUUUGGAAAAUAAUCUGUCCUCACCUGAGGUAGCCCCCAAGCCCGAAACUCACACUGCAGCACCCUCUCAGAAGUCAGUUCUCACUCAGCCACUAGGUGUCUUACCUCCGAGCCACAGUUCGGUGUCACCAGUAAUACUACCUCAGACUCAUUCGGGUGUUUCAUAUGCAAUAUAUCUGCAUCCUUCCCAAGCCCACACUGUGACAACAUACAGCCCAAGUUUCAUGUUGCAGCCUCUACCACGUGCUAAUGUGACAGGAAUUAAAAGUAUUAAUUCAAAAGUCUUAAAUGAAAUAACCACUGAGGAAGGGGACAAUCACAUAGCUGCAGAUGAUCCACGAAAGUCCUUGACAGCUAAAGAAAGACCAGAUAUACAAUCUGAAUCUUCAUCACAGAGGUGCCUUAAAAGAUCACAGGCAUUACAAGAGAAUAAUUCGAUUAAAAAGUAUAGAAGUGAUGAGGAAAGCCUUGAUACUUCUGUGGGAGAGUCCGUUAAAAAUGAAAGACCACCUUCCCGUGGCUCACAAAUGAAUCACGAAAUGGACAAUUUCCAGGAAGAGAAACAGAACAAAUCUGAAACAUUAGACCUAAGCGUGGCAAGUUGCUCUGACCAAUGUAAAAGAGCAGAUACUCCAGAAGAUGACAACAGAACCAAACCUAAACAAGACAUUCCUGUGGCAUUUGCCAUUCCUGCUCAUGAGACCUUUUUUCCAUCUGGCUACCUUAUUCCUCUUACUCAGUGCACCCACCAUGGCAACAAGGCGUGCCUUUCUAAUAGAGAGAAAACUGGGAUAUGUUCAUUACAGCACAGUUCCUUCAGCUCACCCCCUGCUGGUGUCAUUCCAGUGACUGCAUCUGAAUUGAAAGCAGUUAACAUUCCUGCUUUUCAUAUAACAUCCUUGAAUAUAAUGCUGUCACCAACUUCUAUAGCUGCUGCUGCACCUGUACUAAGCAACUCCUGUCUCAAUUCAAGCAACACCAGUUCUGCCCAAACUCCAAAUUCUUCAGUUCUGAACUUUACGCUGCAACAUGUAGGACUAAUACCUGCUGGUAUGCAAGUUCCUGCAAAUCCUGUUCUUCAGCAUAUACCACUCUCUCCAAAAGCAGAAAAUAGUAACCACAGCUCAGAAAACAUGAACUUACAAGAAGAAAAGCCUAGCGUUCCAAAGGAACCAGAAGAGCCCCAGACAACGACAGACAUGUUUUUCCGCACACCAGGAGGGCCAAACACAGUAUCUUCACUGUCUGCAAAUUCAGACGGUACUGAUAGAACCUCUCAAGGAACCCUAUAUAUUCCUCAACGAAAACUUGAAGUGUCAGAAGACUAGUUUGGGGAUAUCAAAUUGCUGACUGUGUUAACAGGCAUAAUUACUGAUAACACAUUGCACACACAAUGAAUUGUCUGAUGGACAAAGUGUGUUUUAGGCAUGUAUUGGCAAGACUGCAAUACUGGAAUAGCCUUAAUGCUUUAGAAUUCAAACUGGCUCUUAAUGAGAAAGUUACUGUCUAAUAUUUUUUCCAAAAGGCUUACCUAAAGUAUUAUAGCAACAACGUUAUGUAUCUAGUGUUUUCUGUGUUGCUUUUCUGCUAUGCAAAGUAACUGAAAUUGCCUUUGUACAGAAAGGUACAGUCUAUCAGUCAGUACAUAUUUUGCACAAAGAAAAUACUGUGAGUGUGUACAUAUUGUUUUAACAAAAAGGCCAUAGUUAAAAUUUCUUUUGCUCCUACGUUCAAUAAUGCUCUUUUGUAAAGUUAGUAAAAAAAAAUCUUAAUCAAGUUUUAUAUAAGUUAAGAAUUAUUUAUACUGUAUUGUAAAAUCAAUUUGUUCAGAUUCAACUUACAUCAAACUGUCAAAUUUUGACAGUUGUUUUGUUUAAUAAAAUUAAAUGACUGGAGUUGAGUAAUACUGUACUGGACUCUUUUUGGUUUUGGUCAGAUAGGGGUGUGUGUAUUCUGAAGAAAGGCAAAAUGGUAUUUCUUUAAAAAGGUGCAUGUAAGUACCUCAGUCUCCCUUUUUGAACUCUCACUGGAGUUUUGAACUCUCAUUAGAGAUUCCUAAUAACAAAAAGGAAAAUGCUUAUGAUAUUUGGGAUUAAAAGUACCUAGAAUAUUCUGUAAAGUGCAGUUGAGGUGUUAGGGAAGUGAGACGUUAACGUGGUUUGGGCCUCAUGCUAACAGCCAAUUUCAGUAAGACUAGAUGAUGAACAUGCUACCUUGUCUCUAUUCUUAGAAUUUGAGCCUGGUGCUUGCUAUGCUACAUGCAGCAAAUAAGCUUGAAGCCUGUCUGCUACCAAGAGAACCUAAGAUUAGGCUCCUUCAGUAUUUGCCCAAAGGUUUGGUGUUUAUCUGAAACUGCUUGUGACAGAAAUCACACAGACAGUUACUGUAGCACUAGCUAACCAGUAUUGCAGUGUGAAGUCUGGCUUCUAGAAGGAGGGAGUUCCACCUCUCUUGAACAUCCCCAAGCCACUCCUGGUACAGAAGAAAGGUGGUAGAAUAAACUGUAGCGUGAAAAGAAAAAAAAGUUUGAACCCCAGAAAAGCCAUUCACAAUUAUAGAGAUGAGCUAAGUUAUUUCAAGUUCAGUAAUAUUCUAUCUUCUCUUGCCCCCAAAAUAACAAGUGACA
This is a messenger RNA of Cygnus olor (mute swan), 4210 nucleotides long. It is a transcript of the gene E2F8, whose product is annotated as E2F transcription factor 8. The transcript is spliced from 13 exons. Gene Ontology annotation, cellular component: RNA polymerase II transcription regulator complex. The coding region runs from base 168 to 2912 and encodes 914 amino acids. The record is from RefSeq and is a predicted model, not a curated record. Gene Ontology annotation, molecular function: RNA polymerase II cis-regulatory region sequence-specific DNA binding; DNA-binding transcription factor activity, RNA polymerase II-specific. Gene Ontology annotation, biological process: regulation of transcription by RNA polymerase II. NCBI's taxonomy places the organism in Eukaryota, Metazoa, Chordata, Aves, Anseriformes, Anatidae.